Molecule: messenger RNA, 3346 nt
Organism: Lates calcarifer (barramundi perch)
Lineage: Eukaryota; Metazoa; Chordata; Actinopteri; Centropomidae
Gene: asb4
Product: ankyrin repeat and SOCS box containing 4
Exons: 7
Coding region: 1644-2915 (423 amino acids)
Biological process (GO): intracellular signal transduction
Molecular function (GO): protein binding
Source: RefSeq, a predicted model, not a curated record
CAGAGAUUGUCAGAGAUUGUUGAGUGACUUCUUCACCAAGCAAAUUAAACCAAAAUGAGCAGUUGGAUGAUAGGAUGCUGCCCCUUCAUUUGCCUCAUUUUAUACCCAUCCUGCAUUUUUAGCCAUUUAAGAAUUUACUCAGCUCUAUUUAUUUUGCUGUUAAUAGCUUGUAAAUUGGGUUUAUUUAUUCAUAUCCAGAGUAAGUCUGUGUGAAGUUCAUUUUAUCCUCAUCCCAUAUCAUCCUCAGAGCCAUCUGUUUUACCCAUCACAGCACCUUUAGACACAACACCCAUGUACAUAUACAGUAAUGAAUACAGAUACAAAUAUGUCUUACGUGCCAUUUUGAUAGACUUAUGUAUAUACUAUUCAGAUACAUUGAUCAGUGGAAUCUCUAGCUUGAAGCACCCACAGGAUCAGGCCUGUGUUGUGGAAUACAUGAGGCAGUACUCAUCUCUCACCACUGGGUGUCCCCAUGCUGCUUACUUUCACUACCAUCUAAGACGACACUGGAACUUUCCAACGGGAACUGAACUGGGAACCAAGUCUCACUGAGGGAAACUAACUCCCUCAGUAUUAGCAAGAACACUGGAAGUGCAAACACUGUAAAUGUAACCUCUGCACUGGCACCAUCCAGUGCUCCUUACAGUAUACAUGUACCAUAACUAACGCAGUUCUCAAAGUGUGAAUGACAAGGACAUGCCGUACUCAUUGGACUGGUUCUAAUGGAGACUUCAGGUACAAUGUAUUCAUGAAAUUUGUAAUUUACCAAACCCCUACCAUAAAAACAAAACAAAAUAACAAAAAUGGUGAUAAAAAAGAAACUCCCUGCUUAUAUGCAUAACGUUGCUUUGACUCUGCUUGUAACCUGCUUUUGACCUCUUUUUAUAUUCUCUCAAUAACAAAGUAAUACCCCGCUGCUGCCUUUAGAAAUUCUAGAGUAGUAGAAUUUUUCUGAAUUCUACCCGCUUCUGUGUGAGCGUUGAAACACAUACAGUAGACUAAACAGAGUCAUCCAUUUCUGAUUGUUACUUUAUCCUUUCAGAAGAAUCACAGGUCGAUGUGCAAAUGACUCUGGAAUAUUCUUAAUAAUAUUUAGGAAUGCUGCCAUACACAUCGAUCAUCUCUGUGAUCAAGGAGGGGGUGUGGAAAUUAAGGAUUAAGGUAAUUCUUAAGGAUUACCUGAUUACUACUGAUCUUAUACUGGAAAUUGCACCUGAUAGAUGCAAUAUAGAUUUGAUUUUUCUUAUGAAAGUGGUUCAGUAAGACUUAAAACAUUUUGAUUUACUUGUUAGAUGAAAACUUUUAAAUUGAUCUUGACCUAUGUGCUUUAUGCAGUUCUUGUUUUAGGAUUAUGAUGCCCACUGAGAGACUUGUUCCCUGUGUUACUUCUUUAUCAUUCCCAAGAAUCAUUCUGUAGGUUUACAGUAAACAUAGAGACACCAGUGUCACCGUGAUAGAAAUGAAGGCAGCUUUAGUUCCACUCCCUUUUGUCUUAAGAGCCCUGCCUGGUGUACUGUUAACAGGCUAAGAACAAGAAGAAGAGUUGGGGUUACAGAUACCACCAUGCAAUGCCACAGUAAUACAGAACGGUAGUGUCUGAGCCAGCUGGUUUGGCAGAGCGAGGCCCUUCUUUCAGGGAGUUCAUGGAGGAGUUGAGCCCCAGACAACAGGCUGUCAAACAGCUAAAGCAAAAGUUCCUGAAGGCCCUGCAGGCCAACGAUUCCCAGGAGGUCAUGCAGAUUCUGCACACUGGCAAACUAGACAUUGACACAGUGCUGGAAGUGGAGGACCCCAGCAUGAUCCUGGCCUCAUACAAACAAGGUUAUUGGCUGCCAGGCUACAAACUGGAGAACUCCUGGGCUAUGGGGAUUCACGUGUGCGUGAUGUACAAUGCUGUGGAAACAGCACUGGUGCUCCUUCAGGAAGGUGCAGCCGUCAACAGGAUGCCCAAUGGGAAGACCCCACUGCACGUGGCCUGCGAGGUCUCCAACGGUGACUGUGUGGCCCUGCUUUUGGCUCACGGGGCAAAGGUCAACAGCCUGUCACUGAGCGGGCACACACCACUGCACUACUGCAUCACUAAGGAGUCCGUGGACUGUGCCAAGCAGCUUAUCUUGAAAGGUGCAAAAGUCAACAUGCCCAGCCACAAUAAUGAAGAGGACACACCAUUACAUACAGCGGCCAGAUUCGGCGUCCCAGAGCUGGCGGCUCUGUAUUUGAUCCAUGGAGCAUCUGUGGAUGCAGUCAACUCUUUUCAGGAGACACCGCUGAUGACUGCAGCCUUCUGGGCUUUUGAUACCAAAGAGCAAAUCUACAGCGAGGAUCAUCAUUUUGUCUGUCGUCUCCUGCUGGACCACCAAGCAGAUCCCAACCUCCAAGAAGAAGAUCAUAAAACAGCUCUUCACAAAGCCGCCUGGAAUUGUGAUCACGUCCUAAUGGAGAUGCUGCUGGUGGCAGGAGCAGAUGCGAGAGCCAUGGACAUCAAUGGCUGCGCCCCCAUUCAGUAUCUCCUCAAAGUGACCGAUGUCAGGCCUAUGGCCAUACCUGAGCUCUGCUUUCAGCUGCUGCUUAACUAUAAUGCAGCACGGAUCUACCCACCACAGUUCCACAAGGUGCUGCAGUCUUGCCAUGACUUUCCCAGAGUGGUAGAAAUCCUGGUCAACUCUUAUGAGCGUUUAAAGCCCACAAAGAAGUGGAGAGCUGCCAUUCCUGAUGACUGCUACAAGCGACAUAAAGACUUCUAUGACUCCCUGUUUGCCAUUUGCACCAACACUCCUCGCAGCCUGUUUCACCUGACCAGAUGUGCCAUCAGAGCCGGCAUGGGUGGCUUCUGCCACAGACGUGUAGCACAGCUGCCUCUGCCAUCUCCGAUGAAGAAUUAUAUACUACUGGAACCUGAGGGGAUACUGUACUGAUGGAGACUUAAAUUACUGCAUGGGAUGCUCUAACAUCACUUGAUAAUUUUUGACUGGAAUGUAAAGAAAUCAUGCAUACAUGCAAGCCAUCUCUGCAAGUCAGACAUCAGAUUGUGUACAGUAAAAAACAAUUUAUUAAGGUGGUUUGAGGUUGGACAUGACAGGAUGCCAUCCAACUCACCACAAAUUGUGAAUCAGUUGACUGUUCAACCUUAAAUAUACAGGAGUUUGAGCAACAGGUGAGAAAAUGGUAAUUUGUUGAUGAAAAUCGCUGUGCUAAUUCUUAUAACAAUUUAUAGUGAUUGACAUCCCAUUAACAAAAAGUGCCUUUCUGCCUUAUUUGUAUUAUUUAUCUUUCACCCUCUCGACCCUCUCUCUUAUUUCCCCCCUUUAUAGUGACAGUGUCUUUCAGUAAACAUUGUUUACUUGUU